Molecule: messenger RNA, 6890 nt
Organism: Zootermopsis nevadensis
Lineage: Eukaryota; Metazoa; Arthropoda; Insecta; Blattodea; Termopsidae
Source: RefSeq, a predicted model, not a curated record
UUUUAUCGGCGCAUGUUUCAGCGAGUCAGAGAAGACUUGGUUUUAUGAGAAACUGCAAGUAAAUGGAUUUGGUAUCACAGGCUGCAGCCGAGCCAUGCUUGCAAACCGUAUCUCUUACUGGCUCGGCAUCAAUGGUCCCAGCUACACAGUAGACUCUGCUUGUUCCUCUAGUAUGUAUGCUCUGGAGCAUGCAUAUAAGUCCAUCCGGGAUGGACACUGUAAUGCUGCUAUUGUGGGAGGGUGUAACCUCUGUCUCCAUCCAUAUGUCUCUCUUCAGUUCUCACGUCUUGGAGUGCUGAGUCCACAAGGCAUGUGUAAAUCCUUUGAUAGGGAUGCCAAUGGUUACACUAGAAGUGAGGCCAUCUGUGUCAUCUUUCUUCAGAAGGCUUACAAUGCAAAACGUGUGUAUGCAACUCUAGUUCAUGCGAAGACUAACUGUGAUGGAUACAAAGAACAAGGCAUCACGUACCCCUCUGGACAGAUGCAGAAGGCAUUGUUAGAGGAAUUCUAUCAGGAGUGUGCCAUUAAUCCCACUGUUCUGGACUUUGUUGAGGCACAUGGGACUGGCACCAAGGUUGGGGAUCCAGAAGAAUUGAAUACUUUGGAUCAAGUAUUCUGCAAAGGGAGAAAGGCGCCACUUCUCAUAGGGUCAGUCAAAUCCAAUCUUGGGCACUCUGAACCAGCAUCUGGGAUGUGCUCUAUCAUGAAGGUUCUGAUUGCCAUGGAGACUGGUAUUAUCCCUCCCAACUUGCAUUACUACAACCCCAGAGAAGGAGUGGAAGCGCUUGUGGAAGGACGCAUCAAGGUAGUAACAGAGAAUUGUCCUAUGAAUGUUAGACUGGUGGGUGUCAAUUCUUUUGGGUUUGGAGGAGCAAAUGCCCACGUUCUGCUACAGCGGAAUCAGAAGAACAAAGUAAAUGGUGGUGCACCUACUGAUUCACUCCCACGACUUGUUGUUGCGUCUGGACGCACAGAAGAGGCAGUUGACGUCAUUCUCAAAGAUUUUGAGAGUCGGCCAGUAGAUGCAGAGUUUGUACACUUGAUGCAUGAUCUCCAGUCAACAGAAAUCCCUGGCCAUGUCUACCGCGGUUACACACUUCUCACACAGGAUGAUAGAAAGUUGAGAAGUAUUCAGUACUACCCAGGAAGCAAGCGGCCAGUCUGGUUUGUGUUCACGGGCAUGGGCUCACAGUGGCCAGGUAUGGGCAAAGCUCUUCUCAACAUCCCCAUUUUUGCAGCAGCCAUUGAAAGGUGUCAGCAGGCACUGAGACCUCAUGGUGUGGAUCUAUUAAACAUCAUUACAACUGAAGACCCUAGUAUCUUUGAUAACAUCCUGAAUUGCUUUGUAGGCAUAGCAGCCUGUCAGGUGGGUUUGGUGGAUGUUCUGAGGGCAGCUGGAAUCGAGGCAGAUGGCAUUGUGGGGCACUCAGUGGGGGAGUUGGGCUGUAGUUACAUGGAUGGCUGUUUUACGGCUGAGCAGAUGGUCCUGUCAGCAUACUUCCGUGGUCGUGCGUCUCUUGAGACAAAACUUAUCAAGGGCUUGAUGGCUGCAGUUGGUCUAGGAGCUCAAGAAGCUAAGAAGUUAUGUCCACCAGACAUAGAGGUUGCUUGCCACAAUGGACCAAACUUCUGUACACUGUCAGGACCAACAGAUUCCAUGAAGAAGUUUGUGAAAUCACUGCAGCAACGUGGAGUGUUUGCUAAGGAGGUGAACUGUGCGAACAUCGCAUAUCACAGCAAGUACAUAGCCUCUGCAGGUCCAGCACUGCUCAAAUACCUCAGGGAGGUGAUCCCACACCCAAAGCCUCGGUCUGACCGCUGGGUGAGCUCCUCAGUGCCAAAGAGUGCAUGGGACACCCCUCUGGCAACACACUCAUCAGCCGAGUAUCACACUAACAACCUGCUAAGUACAGUUCUGUUUGAGGAAGCUUCUCAGUUUAUCCCACCCAAUGCCAUCACCAUAGAGAUAGCUCCACAUGGUCUGCUGCAGGCCAUCCUGCACCGGUCCCUCAGCAAGGCCACCACAAACAUUGCCCUUACACAGAGAGGUCACUCUAACUGUAGUGAGCUGCUUCUCACUGCUCUUGGCAGAUUGUAUGAGCUGGGUUUGCAGCCACAGCUUGCAAAUUUAUAUCCACCAAUACAGUACCCAGUGAGCAGGGGGACACCAAUGAUCUCACCACUGGUACGGUGGGAGCAUUCCGAGGAUUGGUAUGUCACAUCGUAUAGGAUGCAGGAGAAAGUGAAGUCUGGUGAACGAUCUGUGAUGGUUACUUUAGAUGAUGAAGAGAUGGAUUUCUUGUCUGGGCAUGUGAUUGAUGGGAGAAACCUCUUCCCUGCCAUGGGCUACCUUACUCUUGUCUGGGAGUCGGUUGCACAAAUGGUUGGACAGUUACAUACAGAAGUACCUGUUGUGUUUAAGAAUGUGCAGUUUCUCAGAGCUACCAACAUACCCAAAGAAGGAAGCAUCGAGUUUGUUGUUAUGGUACAGAAGGGGAGUGGGAAGUUUGAGGUGGCUGAGGGUGGUGUGGCCAUUGUUAGUGGUUCAGUGCAGCUACCUCAGAACAUCUCUCGUGAAAUGGUGUCUCUAGAGCCUCCUGAGCCACUGCAUGAUGAUGACCUGCUUGAACUCACAUCACGAGACAUCUACAAGGAACUGCGUCUCCGUGGCUACAACUACCAGGGUCUCUUCCGUGGCCUUAUCUCAGCAGAUAAUCAUGGUAAAACAGGAAAAAUCCGCUGGAGCAAGAACUGGGUGGCGUUUAUGGACAAUAUGCUGCAGAUGCAUAUCCUUUCAGAAGACACGCGAGGCCUGUUUAUUCCAACCUCACUUGAGAAGCUCACAAUAGAUACAAAAAAUCAUAUUGCAGAAAUCCAGUCACUGACUGUCGAUAAUGAGGAAGUUGUGGUUCCAGUACGUGUGUAUAAGGAAGUGGACAUCAUUCAAUCUGGAGGUAUAGAAGUACGAGGACUUAGAGCAAGUGCCAUAGGCCGGCGCAAGCCUCUGGGAAUGCCUGUUCUUGAAAAAUAUGUGUUUGUGCCAAAUGUGGAACCAGCAGAACUGGACUUGCACAUAGCAUUGCGAGUGUGCAUGCACAUUGUUUUGGAGAAUCAGCUAGGCAUCCAUGUGAAGGCAGUAGAAGUUCCACAUCAUGAUUUUAUGCCUCUCUCACCCAUACUGGCUGUCAUUCUUGGAGAUCUUCCUCUCAUUCAGGCGGACAUAACAAUAUUGGCAAACAAAAGUGAUCUUUUGGUGGCAGACUUAGACAUGACUGGAAUCAAAGUGGAAGACAGGAAGCUGAUGGGAGAACAGAAUUGCUUGCUUGUUAUUGCCUCCAAUAUGUUGCUUCACGCUGAGGUACUACAGACUGCAGGCAGUGCACUGGCUGAUGGCGCCUGCAUCUUGUCCCGUGAAAAUCCCGACACAGACAGUGUGGGCAAUGACCACUUUGGGUUUGAGAUUGUAUUUCAGAAGACUCUUCGUGAUGAAAAGCUGGUCUUGCUCAGGAAGGGAACAGUAAUGGUCAAUCCAGUUGUAAUCCAUGUAAGUGCCCAAAACUACGAUUGGUUGUCACAGAUACAGGCAGUUAUUGGGGGAAACUCCAAACGUCGCAUCAUACUCGUUGCUCAGGGCGAACCACUCAAUGGCAUCCUUGGUCUUGUCAUGUGUAUCCGCAAGGAGCCAGGAGGCGAAUCCAUAAGAUGUGUUUUUAUUCUGGAUCCAUUGGCACCAGAAUUUGAUCCAGACUUGCCCCUGUACCACCACCAACUGAACAAAGAUCUGGUGGUUAAUGUAUACAGCGAUGGACAGUGGGGAUCAUACCGGCACCUCCCACUUGACAGUUGCAGCACUGUCACUGUACCUCACGCUUUUGUAAAUGUCACAACCCGAGGAGACCUCUCCAGCUUGAAGUGGUUAGAGGGAAAUCUGCAGCCAGAUAGUGUUUCACCAAGGCCAAAUGAAGAGUUGGUACAUAUUUACUAUGCUGCUCUCAACUUCCGUGAUGUGAUGGCAGCAAAUGGCAAACUGGCAGUAGAAGUUCUUACCAAGAAUCGUCUGAAGCAGGACUGUAUUCAGGGUUUGGAGUACUCUGGAUAUAAUGUGAAUGGUCAGCGUGUCAUGGGAAUGUGUGAAUUUGGAUCCCUGGCCACGAUGGUAAUGGCAGACAAAGAAUUACUAUGGAAUGUACCUGAACACUGGACACUGGAAGAGGCAGCUACUGUACCAGUUGUGUACGGAACGGCUUAUUCUGCUUUGGUGAUUUGUGGGCGUAUGAAGAAGGGUGAUUCAGUGCUGAUACAUGCAGGCAGUGGGGGAGUAGGACAGGCAGCUAUCAACAUCUGUCUGCACAUGGGCUGCACAGUGUUCACAACUGUCGGGACGGAAGAAAAACGGGAAUUCAUUAAGAAGCAGUUCCCACAGUUGACAGAUUGCAACAUUGGAAAUUCUCGAGACACCUCUUUUGAGCAGCUAAUAAUGCUAGAGACAAAUGGCAGAGGGGUUGACCUCAUUCUUAACUCCCUUUCUGAGGAAAAGCUGCAGGCUUCCCUACGAUGCCUUGCUGAUCACGGGCGAUUCCUGGAGAUUGGCAAAGUUGACCUUGCCAACAACAGUUCCCUUGGCAUGGAAAUAUUCCUGAAGGAAACAAGUUUUCAUGGCAUCAUGCUGGACAGUUUGUUUAGCGGGAGUUUUGAAAGAAAGAAGAUUCUGAUUGAUUUAGUUAAUGAAGGCAUUAAGUCAGGGGCUGUACAACCAUUAACCAGGACUAUUUUUGCUGAGGAUGAAGUAGAACAAGCAUUUAGAUAUAUGGCAGCUGGAAAGCACAUUGGCAAGGUGUUACUGCAAAUUCAAGAAGAGAAGGACAGGAAACUAACUGUACCUUCACCAAGACUGAUACAGGCAUCUCCACAAUUUUACUGCAACCCUGCAUAUACUUACAUCAUUGUCGGUGGAUUGGGAGGCUUUGGUUUGGAACUGGCUGACUGGCUAGUAUUACGAGGUGCUCGCAAAUUGGUGCUGGCAUCUCGCUAUGGUCUGAGAACUGGCUACCAGAGUGCACGUGUGAGAAUAUGGCGCAGCUAUGGUGUGACAGUAGUCAUCUCUGUAACUGACAUCACCACCAAAAAUGGUGUUGCAACACUGUUGUCAGAUGCAAACAGACUGGGACCUGUUGAUGCCAUAUUCAACCUGGCUGUGGUACUUCAAGAUGCCCUUCUGGAAAACCAAAGUGAGGCUGCUUUUGCUGCUUCUGCAGUCCCCAAGGCACAUGCGACUCAGUUCCUGGAUGAGCUGUCUCGCCAAAUGUGCCCACAGCUUCGUCACUUUGUAGUGUUUUCCAGUGUGUCAUGUGGACGUGGUAAUGCAGGGCAAACCAACUAUGGCAUGAGCAAUUCUGUCAUGGAGCGCAUUUGUGAGGCCAGGGUCAGGGAUGGGCUACCAGGUCUCGCUGUGCAGUGGGGAGCUGUAGGGGACGUGGGGCUGGUGGCAGAUAUGCAGGAGGAGGACAUGGAUGUGGUUAUAGGAGGCACACUUCCUCAGAAGAUAUCUUCAUGUCUUAUGGUACUAAACAGCUUCAUGAAGCAGUCAUGUCCUGUUGUGGCAAGCAUGGUUGUGGCAGAGAAACGUGCUGGAAGUGGUGGAUCUGGCAACAUUGUUGAGUGUGUGAGCAAUAUCCUUGGUAUCCGUGAUCUGAAGACUGUGAGUCUACACUCCACAUUGGCAGAACUGGGAAUGGACUCCAUGAUGGCUGUCGAGAUCAAACAAUCCCUUGAGCGGGAAUUUGAGGUGUUCCUCACAGCAAAGGAGAUUCGAAGUCUGACAUUUGCAUACCUUCAAGAGCUAUCUGCUGCCAAGCAAGUGUCUGAGAGCACAUCAGAACAACCAUCAGAAGUUCAAUUUUCUAUUAAUGAAGUACAACUUCAAGGACUGGAGUUACUUCUGCGUGUAAUAGGAGAUGAGGUGACUGCAGCACAGCCUGUCUUGCGCCUGCCAUCAGAAACUGGUGUUGGGAAAGAUGUAGAAGAUGCGACAAAGGCUGGACCAAUACUUUUCAUGUUACCUGGUGUGGAAGGCAUGGGGAGCAUUCUGGAACCUCUUGCCAAGAACCUCAAGUACCAAGCAAUGUGCCUACAGCUUGGCUACAGCAAUGUGGGUCACACUGCUCAGGACAUAGCACAGGCCUUGCUACCGCACAUACGCAGCCGACUGGCUCCAGGUGCAUCAUUCAAUAUUCUGGGAUAUUCAUUUGGUGGCAUUCUAGCUAUGGAACUUGCAUUAGAACUGGAGGCAGAGGGUCGGGAAGGACACGUGUAUCUGGUGGACAGCUCACCCGACUUCUUGAAGUCUGUCCAGGAGCGCUCCAUUGGUAACGAUGAGAAUCAGAUCGAGAUCAAACUGAUAUGCGUAAUGUUCAAUCUCAUGGCACCACAUGUAGCCACACCAGAUGGAGUCAGUCAGUUGGUUGAGAAGAUCACGCCUCUGAAGACCUGGGAUGAGAGGUUAGAAUACUUCCUCACUAUGCUUCCCAAGACAGAUCAUAGCACGGAACACCUUAAAGCUGUUGGUGCUGCUAGCUAUGCCCGCCUAAAGGCCAUUUCAAGCUACAGUUGGGGUCACAAGAAGACCAUCAAGUCACACACUACCUUACUGAGGCCCACUUUAAUGGCUCUCAAAACAGAGGAAGACUAUGGACUCUCAAAGUACUGUGACAAGAAAGUAGAGGUGCACUUUGUGACUGGUAACCAUGUGACGUUGCUGGAUAACAAGGACUCUGCCGCCAUUAUCAAUCGGCAAGUGGUAGACAAUGAAGCCAUUACAUUCAAGAACAGCAUUAUGUCUAGAGAUAGCAACUGAUGUGAGCAGCAUGGAGCAAAAUAAUUUAUAUCCACAA